AUGAGUCCUUCCCAAGAAACCUUUCCGGAGCAAGGAGAGCAGGAGGACUUCAGGUUCGCGGUGAAGGGCAGCGAGGCGAAAGGUGCUCUGGUGACCUUGCAUUCCGUGGGGAUUCAUGCAGGCAGUGCCCAGCUCGAGCGCGUGUUGUUGGUGCCAAGCAGCGGCCGGGUGAGCAAGGUUUGGCGCCAACGCUUUGAGGCGCUGGGCAUCCAGGUGCUGGAUGUGCCGGACGUCGUGCCCAGCCCUGCUUUACUGGAAGCCAUGGAGGCGGAACGCUCCAAGCUUCAUAGGCAAGGCGUCUUGGAAGUCCUGCAGCCCAUGCCCUAUGGAGGCGCUUUUGCUAAGGUGCAUGCCUGGAAUCCUGAUCUGGGCUACGAGACGGUGGUGCUUUUGGAUGGCGACGUCUUGGCGAAGCGGCCCCUGGUGCCGCUGCUACGACUGGAAGCCUUAAGUGCAGGGAAGGACCUCAACGAUGCCUUCAACUAUGGGGUCGUGGUGCUGAAGCCUGACCGACAGAUCCAUGCAGGCUUGGUGAAACUCUUGACCGAAGCCGGCGAGGAGGAGCUGCUGCGUUACAAUACUCGGAUUCUUGGAGCUGGAGAAGCAUGGCUGGCCAAGAGCUGGUCUUUUAGGACCAAUAGUGUGGAGAAGUUCAGCCGAUGCUCCUGUCCACCUGUCCCACAUCUUCACACAGAUCGGGCCAUCUGGGCGGACGUUCUCACAACUUCUAAGGGCGCGGAGACAUCAAAAAGUACCUGGAGUAACUUGUAUGGGUGCUGCCAAACGAUGAGAGUCACAGAUUCUAUGUUGAAAGAGCCGCGGUCGCACGACAUCGUGCGCAACGACGCUGCCAUGGUGGGAAGACUACGUGGUCCGAGACGGCGAUGA
This is a messenger RNA of Durusdinium trenchii, 888 nucleotides long. The record is from the annotation of a GenBank genome assembly. NCBI's taxonomy places the organism in Eukaryota, Dinophyceae, Suessiales, Symbiodiniaceae.